This is a messenger RNA of Camellia sinensis, 1741 nucleotides long. Its product is annotated as arogenate dehydratase 1. Gene Ontology annotation, molecular function: prephenate dehydratase activity; arogenate dehydratase activity. NCBI's taxonomy places the organism in Eukaryota, Viridiplantae, Streptophyta, Magnoliopsida, Ericales, Theaceae. Gene Ontology annotation, biological process: L-phenylalanine biosynthetic process. Gene Ontology annotation, cellular component: cytoplasm; chloroplast. The record is from RefSeq and is a predicted model, not a curated record.
UAUUUUUCUCAGCUUGGACGUUCUCACGGAACAACAAGCUUUAAAAAAAACACACACACAAAACACAAACAAAACAAAAAACAACUGUUCAUUUCUAACCAGCCCUCUCUUCUUUUCCUUCCAUUUUUAUAACAAUCAUUUGAAAGAAUUCAAAAUCGAAUUCCAAGGGGGGAAAAAAAAAAUGCAGUCUCUCACACCUUCUACGAGUAUUAGUCUCAAGUCUCUAAUUACCACGAAAUCUCCGAUUUCCACCAACCGAGUCGGGCCAAGUCGACUCCUCGUGAAAUGCGUGUACCGGUUCGACUCUGCCAAUGCUACGUCAAACGCAGCCACAACCAACGCCAACGUCUUGUGCGGCGGCGUUGGCUCCUGCCGAGCCGACUGGCAGAGCUCCUGCGCCAUCCUGGCCAGCAAGGUGGCUUCCCAGCAGCAAGACACCGAAAAGAGCGGCAACUCUGACAUCACCGCCGUCAACGGCCACAAAACCCUAGAUCUCGUCCCUAUCGAUAACCUUCCGAAGGCGCUCACCAUCGCCGACCUAUCUCCGGCGCCGAUUCACGGCAAUAAGCUCCGAGUCGCCUACCAAGGCGUCCCCGGCGCUUACAGCGAAGCCGCCGCCGGCAAAGCCUAUCCGAACUGCGAAGCCGUCCCUUGCGACCAGUUCGAAGUCGCAUUCCAAGCCGUCGAGCUCUGGAUCGCCGACAGAGCCGUCUUGCCGGUAGAGAACUCUCUCGGCGGAAGCAUCCACCGGAACUACGAUCUCCUCCUCCGCCACCGACUCCACAUCGUCGGCGAAGUCCAGCUCCCCGUCCACCACUCCCUCCUCGCUCUCCCAGGCGUUCGAAAAGAAUAUCUGACUCGCGUGAUUAGCCAUCCUCAAGCCCUAGCUCAGUGCGAACACACUCUCACCAAACUAGGCCUCAACGUGGUUCGCGAGGCCGUCGACGACACCGCCGGAGCGGCGGAGUUCGUCGCCGCGAAUAACCUCCGUGACACGGCGGCGAUCGCUUCAUCACGCGCCGCCGAUCUCUACGGACUCCAAAUCUUGGCCGACGGAAUCCAGGACGAUUCGAGCAACGUGACUCGGUUUGUGAUGCUUGCUCGAGAACCGAUCAUACCGAGAACAGACCGACCUUUCAAGACGAGCAUAGUGUUCGCGCAUGAUCAAGGAACUUCGGUGCUGUUCAAGGUGUUGUCGGCGUUCGCGUUUCGGAAUAUAAGCUUGACGAAGAUAGAGAGUAGGCCGCACAGGAGCAGGCCAAUUCGGCUAGUGGAUGAUCAGAAUGAAGGAACAGCGAAGCAUUUCGAGUACAUGUUCUACGUGGAUUUCGAGGCUUCAAUGGCGGAGGUGAGAGCGCAGAACGCGCUCGCGGAGGUUCAGGAGUUCACCUCUUUCUUGAGGGUGUUGGGGAGCUAUCCCAUGGACAUGACACCUUGGUGCCCCUCCCGGGAAGAUUAGCAAAACCCUUCUCUCUCUCUCUCUCUCAAUAUUUAUUUAAAAAAAUAUUUAAUUUCUUCUUUUUUUUUCUGUUUUUUUUGUGGUUAGAAUUUUUAAUUCAUCAAGGAAGGAAGAGACGAGAAAAAGAGUUGUUGUUAAUGGGGUAAAUAUGUAUAAAGUUGAUGUCAUCAUGAAAGUUGUGGCUUUCUUUAUGAGAUUUGUGAAUAUCAUCUUAUUACCACCCCACGCAAUCUUUGUAAUUUUCAUGUUUGAGAUAAUGAAGAAAGAAAGAAACUUAUUUUA